Messenger RNA from Aspergillus tanneri, 864 nucleotides. Its product is annotated as cytochrome b5-like heme/steroid binding domain-containing protein. Gene Ontology annotation, molecular function: heme binding. NCBI's taxonomy places the organism in Eukaryota, Fungi, Ascomycota, Eurotiomycetes, Eurotiales, Aspergillaceae. The transcript is spliced from 2 exons. The coding region runs from base 1 to 864 and encodes 287 amino acids. The record is from RefSeq and is a predicted model, not a curated record. Gene Ontology annotation, cellular component: intracellular membrane-bounded organelle; membrane.
AUGUACGAGCAGAAUCAGACGACAGUCAAGCAGUCUGGCAAGUUAUAUGCGCAUGACGCUACGCUCCUGAUUUUGGUAGCGCGGCCAGAGAUUGUUUUCGGAAGCCCGUUGGCGGUUGUCCACGUUGGGUUUAGUGGAGAAAUGUUUACUGGCAGUAAUCAUGAUCUCCUUCUCCCAGAGAACGUUCUUUCCCUUGUUCCGACAUUUCCUCUCUACUGGAACGCAGCAACCAUCGCACCCAUGACCGCCCAUCCAGGCGAAAGCAUCACAGUCGAGCAAUUGGCGGACCACACUACCCUACAGUCGUUAUGGGUCGCGGUUCACGGUGUUGUAUACGACUUGACAGCCUUCAGCUCCGACCACCCUGGCGGCAUUGAGGCACUCGAAAACUGCGCAGGAACUGACGGUACCGAGGCGUUCGAGUAUGCCGGCCACAGCGAAGGAAAUAUCGCCAAUAUGCAACAGUACCGCGUCGGCAGGCUUGUCGGAAGCCGUGGACGAGCUGGUGCAAGUUCGCACCAUCCUCGAAAUGCAACUAGGAAGCAAAAUCGGAGUGGUGCACUCGGUAUCAACUGGCCCAUUGUCUAUCCAUGGGCGAAACCGGCAGUGACGCUAUUGACUGCGUACGGUGCAAUGGUUCUUUCAUACCGCCACCUUCUCCCAAGAUUUGGAAACUUUCAGGAUAUACUCCCAAUGAACGCCGACCUACAACCUGGACAUGGAGUCUUGACAGGGAUUGCAAUUGCUUCAUCACUCAGCUUCCUUGGUUUUAGAUACCUUGAUGGGCUAUUUCUGUCGUCUUUUGACUAUCAGAAUGAUGUAUUUAGUUUUCCACCCACCAUACCAAGAAAGACCCGAAGAUAG